Sesamum indicum (sesame) is the source of this 1283-nucleotide messenger RNA. Its product is annotated as perakine reductase. NCBI's taxonomy places the organism in Eukaryota, Viridiplantae, Streptophyta, Magnoliopsida, Lamiales, Pedaliaceae. Gene Ontology annotation, cellular component: cytoplasm. The record is from RefSeq and is a predicted model, not a curated record.
UUCGCCCUGAAACUCGGCUCACUUCCUACUCGCCUCUCUGCACUUCCACUGGUCAACUUUUCUUCUGCUGCUGUCAGAUCGGCGAGCAAUGGCGGGUCAAAAUCUGAUGCCAAGAGUGAAGCUGGGAAGCCAGGGACUUGAGGUAUCAAAGCUUGGUUAUGGUUGCAUGGGGCUCACUGGAGUGUACAACGAUCCCCUUCCUGAGGAGGACGGGAUUGCAAUAAUCAAAGAGGCUUUCAGCAAAGGCAUUACUCAUUUUGACACCUCGAAUAUCUACGGAGAAGAGUUUGCGAACGAGUACUUGGUGGGAAAGGCUCUGAAGCAGCUGCCGAGAGAAAAAAUUCAGUUGGCAACUAAGUUUGGUAUGAGUUCACUUAAGCCUCUAGUAGUCAAAGGUUCACCCGACUAUGCCCGCUCUUGCUGUGAGGACAGCCUGAGGCGUCUUCAAGUGGAGUACAUUGAUCUCUACUACGUCCACAGAAUUGACAAAACUGUACCUAUUGAGGAAACAGUGGGGGAACUUAAAAAGUUGGUGGAAGAAGGUAAAAUUAAGUACAUUGGUCUAUCUGAAGCUAGUGCAGACACUAUACGAAGGGCACAUGCAGUUCAUCCCAUAACUGCAUAUCAAAUGGAAUAUUCACUUUGGUCCCGUUACACUGAGGAAGAAAUCAUUCCUGUUUGCAGGGAACUUGGGAUUGGGAUAGUAGCAUACAGCCCAAUCGGUCGUGGGUUUUUUGGUGGCAAGAAAGUUGUGGAAAGCUUGCCUAAGGAUAGUUUCUUGAAUAUGCACCCAAGGUUUACAGGAGAGAAUUGGGAAAGGAACAAGGACUUGUAUUUUCGUGUAGAUUCAUUGGCCAAAAAGCAUGGAUGUACUCCUGCUCAACUCGCACUUGCAUGGGUUCAUCACCAAGGAGAUGACGUUGUCUCUAUACCCGGAACUACGAAGAUCAAGAAUCUUCAUGAGAAUAUCGGUUCUUUGAAUGUCAAGCUGACUAGUGAUGAGGUGAAAGAACUUUCUGAUGCUGUUCCCACAGAUGAAGUGGCAGGAAACACCCUCCCUGACGCUAUGUAUGCAUUCACGUGGAGGUUUGCCAAUACUCCGCUGCCAAAACCCAAAGAUGCAUAAUAAACGAGAAAUUCAAGAGUACUUGGCGUUGUGGUUGCUGUGCUUUCUGAAGUGAUAUCUAAUAAUACGAUGUUUUUCGUCGGACAUAUGUUUUUUCCCUGUAAACUUCAUGUGAAUUACCUAUGAUAUCUUAUCAUGUUUGUUUUUCAAAAAAUUA